Molecule: messenger RNA, 492 nt
Organism: Penaeus chinensis
Lineage: Eukaryota; Metazoa; Arthropoda; Malacostraca; Decapoda; Penaeidae
Product: RNA-binding protein 25-like
Exons: 3
Source: RefSeq, a predicted model, not a curated record
AGAGAGAAAGAGAGAGAGAGAGAGAGAGAGAGAGAGAGAGAGAGAGAGAGAGAGAGAGAGAGAGAGAGAGAGAGAGAGAGAGAGAGAGAGAGAGAGAGAGAGAGAGAGAGAGAGAGAGAGAGAGAGGGGGGGGGGAGACAUGGACAGAGACAAAGACAGAGACACACAAACACAGAUAGAGAGAGAGGGAGAGAGAUAAUGAGAGAGAGAGAGAGAGAGAGAGAGAGAGAGAGAGAGAGAGAGAGAGACAGAGGCAGAGACAAAGACAGAGAGAGAGAGAGAGAGAGAGAGAGAGAGAGAGAGAGAGAGAGAGAGAGAGAGAGAGAGAGAGAGAGAGAGAGAGAGAGAGAGAGAGAGAGAGAGAGAGAGGCAGACAGAGACAAAGACAAAGAGAGAGAGAGAGACAAAGACAAAGAGACAAAGACAAAGAGAGAGCGAGAGACAAGAGAGAGAGAGAGAGAGAGAGAGAGAGAGAGAGAGAGGAAAGAGAAG